Messenger RNA from Drosophila elegans, 419 nucleotides. RefSeq names its product coiled-coil-helix-coiled-coil-helix domain-containing protein 7. The coding region runs from base 105 to 362 and encodes 85 amino acids. The transcript is spliced from 3 exons. The record is from RefSeq and is a predicted model, not a curated record. Lineage: Eukaryota; Metazoa; Arthropoda; Insecta; Diptera; Drosophilidae.
GGCCACAGCUGUCUAGCAAGUUUGCAGCCCUCUUUAACAUAAAAUCAAAACAAAUUUGUUUUUAUAUAAGUUUUAUUAGAUAUUUGAUAAUUUUUUAAGCACUAAUGCCACGUAAUCUGAAUGCCGAGAGGGACAAUCCCUGCCUGAAGGAACAGGAGCUAUCGUUCAAAUGCCUCAACAAAAACAACUUUGAUCACGAGAAGUGCGAAGUAUAUUUUGCGAAUUAUAAUAACUGCAAAGAGUUUUGGAACAAAGUUAAAAGUGAGCGAAGAGCCAAGGGACUAGCUCCAUAUCUACCGCCGUUGGAGGAACGAGAAGCUAUUAAGGCCGAAUAUAUGAAAGGAAAACCGCAGCAGAACUGAUAUAAUAAGCUAUUUAAUUACUUUUGUAUAUAAAUAAAUUAGACUUCAACUGCCAAA